GUUCCGCUACCGGAUCUACUAAACGUUGCAACAACUCCACCUAACAACACAACUCGUGACACUUCUCCGUUCGGGGCUAUUGGGUUUCCUUGCUUCGUGGAAUCCCCUCAUAUGCCAUCAAUUGUAUCCGGUAUGCUGUCAGACGAGUGUAUCAGUCGAUCUUUGGACGCAAUCGUCUGCAAUUUCCCACAUCUGUCAAAGGAAAUGUUGACUAUGCCUUCUGCUUCUUCCUACGGAUGUGAUUAUCACCGUAUGCCUGGCUCUAAUUUGGCCUCCAUUUUACAUCUGAGGUCCAAUGAACGAGCCCAUUUGCCUGUUAGUUCUGCCCCUAACUCUCCAAGGGUGAACAAUUUGCAUCAAAAGCUGCCAAUCGCUUUCAUGUCGACGCCAACCAAACGCGCAGCUCCCGACUCUCCCACUGUUUUGUCACGGCACUCACCGGUGAGCGAGUACUGGAGAUGUAAG
Dicrocoelium dendriticum is the source of this 465-nucleotide messenger RNA. The record is from the annotation of a GenBank genome assembly. Lineage: Eukaryota; Metazoa; Platyhelminthes; Trematoda; Plagiorchiida; Dicrocoeliidae.